CGAGUUGGGAGUCAAUAGCUGCACUUCUUAGGAGCGAAUAGGGUCUCGCAGUUCUUUUCGAUUUUUCGUUUCCAAUGAACUUAAUUAAUGCGCAAGUUGCUUCUCCUUACCGACUAGCAGAAGUUGGACGGAAUGGGAUAUAAGUAGACUUCUUUUAAAAGGGAAAUAAUGAAUCAAAAGUAUCAUUACGAAUGUUAUCUAGAGUUGAAAUGCAGUGUUUAAAACUUUAUUGAUUUUCACUGCAAAGAAGCGUAUGGAUAUGCAAUCCACGAGUUAACUUUUAUAUUUACACAGGAAGUCCAAAAAUCAGUGCCCACACGAAAAAUCACUGACCACUAAAACCGUGGGCUUUCAAAAUGGUGGCGGGACAGGUCUCUUCAUGAGAUUACUCCUAUUUUGUAUGAAAAGAAUAAUUUUAUCACCUAUAUUUUUCUACAAAAUGGCUCGUCAAAGACGCGGAAAACACGCUGCUGAGUCUUUUUCAGACCUCAAAGAAACAAGACCCAAAUCAUCGAAGCAGAAAGGGCGCCAUUCAAAAGAUAGUCAUUCGCCGCUGUUGGUGCUUGGGCUCUUGAUUGCCAUUCCCGGCGGCUUGUUAGCUGGCAUUUCAGUGUAUAAUUACUACAAAUCUAGUCUUUUAUAUAAGCCUUUGAAUAGUGCGCCUGUAAUUGACAGUACUAAAGCUGAUAUGAGAAGAUUUUGGGGGACAUACAGGUCAAAUCUUUACUUCGGGAUGAGGACAAGAAGCCCUAAGUCCCUAAUGCCUGGUCUAAUGUGGUUCUCCCAGUUUCCUCACGAUGGACAGCUGUCAAUCAGACACACAUGUGAACAGAAUGAUCGCCUGCCCAAAUAUGGAUGGCUAAAGCACGAUGGAGUGAGAUUUGGCUCCCAAGAAAUUGUUGACGAUGAUUUUAUAUUAAAUACUGAUUUUGUUAAACAACCUGGAGGUGACCAUGGGGGUGACUGGACUGUCAGGAUAAGUGGCAGGAAAAAAGACCAGGGCAACCCAAACCAGCUUGUUUCCUUGCUGUUCUACGUGACCCAUGAAGACAUAAUCAAACUAAAUCCUUCAAUUAACACUAAGAACACUUUAACAGCUUUACAAGGGGAUUCCCCUGAACUUGGCAAAUUCACCAUUAUCUUUCCCCAGCCAAGAAACAAUGUAAGGCUUUCCAACUUCCUGGCAACUCAUACACCAAAUGUACAUUCAGUGAAAGAAGUCAUUAUGCAGAGUUUGAACUAUGUCAAGGUGGGCAAGAAAACCCGUUUGAUUGGACUGCAAGGAUUUCUUCCCAAACAAGAUGAAGACCAUAGACAGCUGCCAACAAACCUUUACGUUCAACAGUGGACCCUCCAACUUCCCUUUGAGAUGGAGGUCAUUUUUGAAUCAGGCAGCUUCUCAUCAAGAUCAGAGAGACUUUCAGGUCCAGUAUUCUCCGAGGCUUUACUGAAAUUCUCUGAAAAUUUUCAGAAAACCUUUGAGGAAAAGUUUCCUUUGAAGUCUAAAGGUUUUGGAGAAGAAGAGAUUUCAUUUGCACGAGCUGCAUUGAGUAAUAUGGUUGGGGGAAUAGGAUAUUUCCAUGGAAAAUCGCGGGUGAUUUCAAAGCUCCUGAAGGAGCCUGUAGAUUACUGGGCAAGCCCUUUGUACACUGCAGUACCCUCAAGACCUUUCUUUCCUCGUGGUUUCUUAUGGGAUGAAGGUUUCCAUCAGCUUUUGAUUAGUCAAUGGGAUACAGCAAUAAGCAUGGACAUCAUUGGUCAUUGGCUUGAUUUGAUGAACAGUGAGGGAUGGAUUCCUAGAGAACAGAUUCUAGGUGAUGAAGCCCGCACUAAAGUCCCCCCUGAGUUUGUAACCCAACAUAAUGAGAACGCUAACCCACCAACACUUAUUUUGCCCAUCAAAUCUAUGAUUGACAGGGGGGCCCUUGAUAAGGACUACCUAGUGAAAAUCUACCCAAGAUUAAAAGCAUGGUUUAAUUGGUUUAACACCACACAGCUUGGAACACUCGCUUCCACAUAUCGAUGGCACGGCCGAGAUGCAAAAACUGACAGGGAACUCAAUCCUAAAACCCUGACAUCUGGGCUUGAUGAUUAUCCUCGGGCAUCCCAUCCAACCGAUGAUGAACGUCAUGUUGAUUUACGAUGCUGGAUGGCAUUUGCAUCUGGACUUAUGGCAGAGAUAGCUCAAACUGUUGGCCAACCUUCAGAGCAAUAUCGAGCAACUAAUGCAUACCUUUCAGACGCAAAGCUACUAGACAAGUAUCAUUGGUCACCAAAGGGACAAAUGUACAGUGACUUUGGCAACCACACAAGGCUUGUCAAACUGGAGCAUCGUUCUAGUCAACCAGGAGGUCCAACAAGAUUAGUAAGGGUUGUCAAAUCACGCACAGGACCAAUCCAAAAGUUUGUCAAUAGCUUUGGUUAUGUAAGCUUAUUUCCAUUCCUUCUACAAAUCCUCAAGCCAAAUUCCCCAAAGCUGGAAAAACUGUUAAAAGAUUUAAAGAAUCCAGACCUAUUAUGGACUGAUUUUGGCCUGCGUUCGCUGUCGAAGAGUGACCCAUUAUAUAAGAAGUAUAACACAGAGCAUGAUGGGCCAUAUUGGAGGGGAGCGAUCUGGAUCAACAUCAAUUUCUUAUCUGUACGUGCUUUGUAUUAUUACAGUAGUGCUGAUGGUCCUUAUAAAGACACUGCCCUACAAAUUUACAAAGAACUUAGGACUAAUCUCAUUAGAAAUAUUUUUAAACAAUAUCAAAGUUCAGGUUUUAUAUGGGAACAAUAUGAUGACAAGACUGGUCAGGGCAAAGGUAGUCAUCCAUUCACUGGUUGGUCUUCGUUAGUAGUAUUAAUGAUGUCAGAGCAAUAUUAAGUUAUAGUCCACUAUUAAUGAUUAUCCCUGUUGCUGUGGUAACCAUGGUGCUCUAGUAACCAUGGUGCUGUAGUAACCCUGUUGCUGUAGUUGCCAUGUUGCUGUGGUAACCAUGGAGCUGUAGUAACCUGGUUGCUGUGGUUACCAUGUAACUGUGGUAACCCAGUUGCUGUGGUUACCCAAUCGUUAUGGUAACCCUGUUGCUAUGGUAAUCAUGUUGCUGUUCAUUACCUCAUUUAUUUGUGAAACCCUUUUAAAAAUUUGCCAUCUUUUUAAUAUAAAUAUUGUUAACUAUUGGACAUUGGUAACAUAAAAAAUAAAUAAAUCUAUUACCAUAGUUAGCAUGCACGAGUUUUGUAUUAUUGGCUCUCCACAAUUCAUUGAGGGUCAGGGAAUAACUAUAUAACUACAAAACAAAAUACUGUAAGUGUUCUUUUUGAGUAUGAGCAUGUUUGGUACAAUACUCAGCAAAAAGCAAAUUUGCAGAAAUAAUAAAAGAGAGUGUAUGGUCA
Messenger RNA from Exaiptasia diaphana, 3378 nucleotides. RefSeq names its product mannosyl-oligosaccharide glucosidase. Gene Ontology annotation, cellular component: endoplasmic reticulum membrane. The record is from RefSeq and is a predicted model, not a curated record. The coding region runs from base 380 to 2866 and encodes 828 amino acids. Gene Ontology annotation, molecular function: Glc3Man9GlcNAc2 oligosaccharide glucosidase activity. Lineage: Eukaryota; Metazoa; Cnidaria; Anthozoa; Actiniaria; Aiptasiidae. Gene Ontology annotation, biological process: protein N-linked glycosylation; oligosaccharide metabolic process. The transcript is spliced from 3 exons.